CAUAAUGACAUUACACCAGAUUCACUGGUGCUAAUCAGACGUGAUAUAGCAUUACACAAUAUAAUUCAUAAAUAAUACGCGUAAUGUUAAUAUUUUUAGGUUAAGUUUAUGUGAUCGUGAAAAUAACUGUCUGUUAACAAAUAAUUCUAAGAGAAGUGAUAUUGUGAUUUGAAAAAUUAACAAACAAAAAAUAGUUAUUCUGGAUUCGACGACCUCCAGCCAGACUUGAAAAGAUGGCGCAAUCGGUUUUCGGAGUAUGGGACUACGCGAUAAUGGCCUUAACAAUGAUUGCAUCCAUCGCAAUUGGACUAUAUUUUCGCUUCAGCGGCGGAAAACAAAAAACAAAUGAGGAGUAUCUUCUCGCAGAUCGAAACAUGUCUAUACUGCCCGUGGCAGUUUCCCUGAUGGCAUCUUUCAUGUCGGCCAUUACGCUUCUCGGGGUGUCAUCAGAAAAUUAUUCCUAUGGAAUGCAAUUCGUCGUCAUCAACAUAUCGUAUGGCAUGGCCACGCCGAUCGCAAGUCGGUAUUACCUGCCAGUGUUCUUCGGGCUACAGAAGACGAGUACUUAUGAAUACUUGGAACUGCGCUUCGGGCCUCACAUACGAAUGCUAGCCUCCCUCACCUACACUUUACAAAUGGUGCUCUACAACGGUAUUGUGCUAUAUGCUCCUGCUAUAGUCCUCGAAGCCGUCACAGGCCUGGACAGACUGAUAUCUAUACUAGUCGUUGGAUUGGUGUGUACUUUCUACGCAACUUUAGGCGGAAUGAAAGCCGUAAUCUGGACUGAUCUUUUGCAAUCCCUAUUGAUGUUCGGUGCUGUGUUCAGCGUAGUUGUAUUCAGUUCUGUACAGCUUGGAGGCUUUGGGAAAAUAUUUACAAUUGCGAAAGAGAGAGGAAGGCUUGAGUUUGACAGUUUUAGUUUCGACCCGACAGUAAGGAAUACUUGGUGGUCACUGAACUUCGGGGGUUUGAUCACCUAUUUGUCUCUGUAUGCGGUUAAUCAUACGCAGAUUCAGCGUCUUCAGACGGUGAGAACGCUGGAGCGCUCCCAAGCGUGCCUGUGGUGGAGCUGGCCGGUGCUCUCCGUGCUCAGCAUCUGCACGUGCAUGAGCGGGCUCGGUAUUUUCGCCGUGUACAAGGACUGCGACCCACUGGCGGCCGGCAGUAUCACUAAGAUGGACCAGCUAAUGCCGUACUACGUGGUGGACGCGAUGAAAUCCGUGCCCGGCCUGGCGGGUUUGUUCGUGGCGGGUAUCUUCAGCGCCUCGCUGUCCACUGUGUCAGCCGCCUGCAACGCUCUCGCUGCCGUCACGCUCACUGACUACGUUGGCAAAUGGUGCCACGUGCGUGUCUCGUACAUCCCCUGGCUGACGAAGCUGGCUGCCUGCGGAUAUGGCCUCGUAUUCCUGGCUCUGGCCUUUGUGGCUGAACAUUUGGGAGGCUUACUUCAAGCAGCGCUCACCAUCUUCGGAGCUGUCGGAGGACCAAUGCUCGGAGUCUUCACUUUGGGCAUGUUCACAACCUUCACUAAUGAAAACGGCGUUUGCGUGGCCCUACUCAGCGGGAUGGCUGUAACACUGUGGAUCAGUUUCGGAGGCCCGCGGCCGCCGCCCGUCAGUCUGCCGGUCAGCGUCGCUGGGUGUGCUGCCAACAUUACCCUACCAGAGACUCGGACGACGGAUCCCAGUGACUACUUCUACUUGUACAGAGUGUCUUACUUGUGGACUAGCCCAAUAGGAUUAGUAUGGGUGCUGGUGGUAGGUUCACUUGUGUCACUAGCGUGGAAGCGGCAGCACCCGUGGCAGCGAGCUGGUCGCAAGCAUCCCGACCCAGCACUCUUCACACCGCCUCUCGCUCGCCGGUUGCGACACACGCAGGAGACGAAAGCUGAUGUACAGAUGGAUGCCUCCUAUCUAUGAGCCAGCUUUACGCGUCGGGUUUUUGUGAAUAUAAGAGUGCGAGCUGUUAAAGCGGUGAGCAACCGAACUGGCUACGUAGUGUAAUUUAUUUAUGUUUUGUAUCUUGAAUUUAGAUUUAUGUCAUAAUUUAAGUAGCAAAUGGUAAAAAAGUAGUAAAUGUAAAAAAAUGAGUAUAUGAUUUUCUUUUCAGUGAUAUUUUAGUCAGACAGACAAUUUUUUUUAGUUAGGUAGGUGAAUACCUAAUUAAUAAACUAUAAAAUCGAUAUUUGGCCGUAAUACGAGUCUCGAAUAAAUUAAAGCUAUUGCUUUUGUUGUGAUUGUUACACCCUUAUCUUAGUGAAAAUACUUAUACAUAUACACUCGUAAUAGUAGGUAUAGUCGUUCGAUUUGUAGCUGGCCCAAAACGGCUAAUCCUUUGUCUAUUGUUAAGUAAAAGGCAUAUAUGCGGCUAUAUUUAAUUGUUAUUCAGUGUGUAAUGACUUCAAUGGAUACUUACGUAGUCACAUUCCUAAAUAUAGGUAAAUAUAGCCACUAACCCCAUGCACCUUUGUGAUUUACAGGUACAGUUCGACAUAAAAUAGUAGAAAGUAAAUAGACCAAUACAAGUCUGCAACGAUAUUGAUAGCGCACGCAGCUCAAGUGUUAUAAUUUCAUAGAAGAUUGACGUUUAAAACAACACUUGCACUGCGUGUGCUAUCAAAAUGGUUGCAGGCUUUUCUUGGUCUAACUCUAGGUACGUAGAGUCAGUGCAGAGUUAGCUUAAACGGUAUCUGUUAUUUACCAAUUUACUUAUGAUAACUCAAGUACUUAAUAAUUGUAAUUGAAAUUUUUAAAUUUCACCAUAUUAUCCUAAAAGGUCCAGAGUGUUAAGUAGGUAAGUAUAGAUUUAUGAACGGUAGUAUCCAAGUAAAUUCAAAGAAUAUCCAGGGUAAAUCACCAAGGCAUAUUUCAUGAUAUUAUUCAUAUAUGUAUUUAUUUUAGGAAUAUAAAUAAAAUACUGUAAAUUUCGACACUUUAUGGUCUUAUUAUUAUACUAUACAGGAUACAACAAAAUAGUGGAGAUCCGUUUAAGGGCAUACCUAUUCAGUAUCGUGUUCUGGUUAGGGAAAAGUAACUAGAUUUUUUUUUUGCCGCGAAAAAAAAACUCCUAUGGGGCAGGUCGUCUUAAGACGGCUAUUCUUCAUGCAAAGGCGAAAAAUUUUCUUCUACUUUUUCCUAAUCAGAACACGAUACCAAAUAUGCCCUUAAACGGAUCCCCACUAUUUUUGUUACAUCCUGUAUACUUAGUAACGGUGUUGAAAAAAUACCCUGUAAUAAACUAGUAAUAUGACAAUAUUAUUAUUUAGGGUACCUACUUAUUUUUGUAGUACGGUAGUAAUUGUGCUUGACAAUAACCAUUUAAGAGUACCGUAAUAGAUAUUUACAAUACAAGUGCGGAAAGGCGAUUCCUAUGUUACUAUGUAGUUUAAGUACUUUAAGUUAAAACACGACCCAAGGGAUAAUAGGGACUUCCUACUUUCCGCACUUGUAUCGUAAAUAAUAAAUAACUAGGUAUUACUUUGAUCCCCAUUGAGUAAAAGUGCUCUAACAGUUUUUAAUAUAAAUAAUUAUAUACCUACCUAACCUAUAAUUAUUACAACCUCAUUAUUAUAAGUGUUAGAACAGGAUAGUAAUGAUUUAAUAAUAAUAAAAAAAAAACAAAGUAUGACGACCGGUCUGGCCUAGUGGGUAGUGACCCUGCCUAUGAAGCCGAUGGCCCCGGGUUCGAAUCCUGGUAAGGGCAUUUAUUUGUAUGAUGAUACAGAUAUUUGUUCCUGAGUCAUGGUUGUUUUCUAUGUAUUUAAGUAUUGUAUAUCUUUAUAUAUUAAGUCUGUAAGUCUUUGUACAGUGAAACCUGGAUAACUGGGAUCUCAAGGGACGAGCAAAUUUUGUCUUACUUAAAGAGGUUUUACUUACUUACUUACCCAGGCUCCCAGUUAGCCAGGUACAAAUAAAUUUCUGUCUCAUUUACAGAGGCUCCCAUUAAUAGAGGUGAGAAUAGAGGAUAUAUCUCAGUUAUAGAGGUGGUUAAUAAGGUAUUUUGUAAUUACCUUUAAAUGUUUAGGUAAAAUAAUCCUUGUCCCUAAAUAUUUUUUAAGUCUAUUUAAAUAUUUCUUUGAAUUUAUUUUGAAUGAUUUUCCAAAGGAUAGAUUUUUUCAAUUAAAUUUUAUACGGACGGAAGACGCAAUGAGUAUUAUAAAUUAAUUAAACGAAAAUUUCAGCUUUCGUUUCGAUAGUUUUAACUACAUAAAGCAACUAAAUGAAACUUGAAGUCGUUUAGACACAAUUAAGCAAAUGCGAGAUUUGUGGAUAGACUAAGAGUUAGGAAGAAUACGGAAAUAGAUCAAUAAAGUCCAAGUUAGAGAGGUCAUAGAUUGACGUUAUCUCAGAUACAGAGGUAAUUCGUAUAAAAUAAAAAAAAAACAAUUAGGAAAAUGUAAUCUUAUAAAUAUAGUCUCAGUAAAAGAGGUAAAAUACACUCUCUGUCUCAAUUGUAGAGGUAAAUGUGACUAUAAAAUCACAACAACUAAUCCCAGUUAUAGAGGUUCUUUUUUUCUCACUAACAGAGGUAAUUCAGUGCUAAAGUGUCGGGACCGCACCAUGAGUUCCAGCUAUAGAGGUUUCUCACUUAUCCAGGUCCCACUUAACCAGGUUUCACUGUAUAUUAUAUAUAUCGUUGUCUGAGUACCCACAACCCACAACACAAGCCUUCUUGAGCUUACCGUGGGGCUUAGUCAAUUUGUGUAAUAAUGUCCUAUAAUAUUUGUAUUGUAUUUGUAUUUGUAUGUACCUAGGCACAUUUUGAGGUAAGAAUGUUAUAAAUGAGUUUAUGUCGGCAAUUAAUGCACUGCACAGCUGUGAUAGUUUAACGAGAAAACGAUCUUCCAUUGCUUAUAAGAAAAAAGUUAUUUAUUGAAUAGUAGGUGUAAAACUGAAUUUUUAAUAUAUAAGUUUGUAAUAUUGCUAUUUUAAGUAUUAGGUACGUUAAGAGUGAACCUCGAAUGAUAAAUGUUGCAUUUUUAGCUACUUAUUUAUAUAUUAAUUUAGAUAAUAAUUAGAUGAAUGGUGUUAGAUGUUGUUUUAUGGUAAAUAUAAUGAAAUUUGGACGUUUAUUGAUUGUGUUUUUUUUUUAAUCAUGAUCAAUCUCAAUUCAUUUGUUAUUACAUAUUAACAAUCUACGAAAGUAUCAUUCUGAUCAAAUCUAGAGCAUUGUAUAGAGCUACAAUCAUAGUACUUACCUGUAUCAAGAAUGUUUAUAUCUUAUA
Molecule: messenger RNA, 5224 nt
Organism: Cydia fagiglandana
Lineage: Eukaryota; Metazoa; Arthropoda; Insecta; Lepidoptera; Tortricidae
Product: putative sodium-dependent multivitamin transporter
Exons: 11
Coding region: 234-1919 (561 amino acids)
Biological process (GO): transmembrane transport; sodium ion transport
Cellular component (GO): membrane
Molecular function (GO): symporter activity
Source: RefSeq, a predicted model, not a curated record